Molecule: messenger RNA, 4494 nt
Organism: Eubalaena glacialis (North Atlantic right whale)
Lineage: Eukaryota; Metazoa; Chordata; Mammalia; Artiodactyla; Balaenidae
Gene: USP28
Product: ubiquitin specific peptidase 28
Exons: 26
Coding region: 50-3484 (1144 amino acids)
Biological process (GO): DNA damage checkpoint signaling; regulation of protein stability; protein deubiquitination
Cellular component (GO): nucleus; cytosol
Molecular function (GO): protein binding; cysteine-type deubiquitinase activity; cysteine-type endopeptidase activity
Source: RefSeq, a predicted model, not a curated record
CUGGCCGCGGCGGCGGGAGGCGGGUGACCCGCGGAGGGGCGCCUCGGCCAUGACUGCGGAGCUGCAGCAGGACGACGCGGCCGGAGCAGCCGACCGCCACGGCUCGAGCUGCCAAAUGCUGUUAAAUCAACUGAGGGAAAUCACAGGCAUUCAGGACCCUUCUUUUCUUCAUGAAGCUCUGAAGGCCAGUAAUGGUGACAUCACCCGGGCAGUCAGCCUUCUCACUGACGAAAGAGUUAAGGAGCCCAGCCAGGAGACUGCUGCUACCGAACCAUCUGAAGUAGCGGGCAGUGCUGCCAGCAAAGAAGAAUUAGCAAAAGUAAUAGACCUUACUCAUGAUAACAAAGAUGAUCUUCAGGCCGCCAUUGCUUUGAGUCUGCUGGAGUCCCCCAAAAUUCAAGCUGAUGGAAGAGAUCUUAACAGGAUGCACGAGGCAACCUCUGCAGAAACUAAACGCUCAAAGAGAAAACGCUGUGAAGUCUGGGGAGAAAAUCCCAAUCCCAACGACUGGAGGCGAGUUGAUGGUUGGCCCGUUGGGCUGAAAAACGUUGGCAAUACAUGUUGGUUUAGUGCUGUUAUUCAGUCUCUGUUUCAAUUGCCUGAAUUCCGAAGACUUGUCCUCAGCUAUAGCCUACCACAGAACGUACUUGAAAAUUGUCCAAGUCACACGGAAAAGAGAAAUAUCGUGUUUAUGCAAGAGCUUCAGUAUUUGUUUGCUCUGAUGAUGGGAUCAAAUCGCAAGUUUGUAGACCCUUCAGCAGCCCUGGACCUCUUAAAGGGGGCAUUCCGAUCGCCUGAGGAGCAGCAGCAAGAUGUGAGUGAAUUCACACACAAGCUCCUGGAUUGGCUAGAGGACGCAUUCCAGCUAGCUGUUAAUGUUAACAGCAAUCCCAGGAACAAAUCUGAAAAUCCAAUGGUGCAGCUAUUCUACGGUACUUUCCUCACUGAAGGGAUUCAUGAAGGGAAGCCCUUUUGUAACAAUGAGACCUUCGGCCAGUAUCCCCUUCAGGUAAAUGGUUAUCGCAACUUAGACGAAUGUUUGGAAGGGGCCAUGGUGGAGGGUGACAUUGAGCUGCUUCCUUCCGAUCAUUCAGUGAAAUAUGGACAAGAGCGUUGGUUUACAAAACUACCUCCGGUGUUGACCUUUGAACUCUCAAGAUUUGAGUUCAAUCAGUCCCUUGGUCAGCCAGAGAAAAUUCACAAUAAGCUGGAAUUUCCUCAGAUCAUUUAUAUGGACAGGUACAUGUACAGGAGCAAAGAGCUUGUUCGAAGUAAAAGAGAGUGUAUUCGAAAGUUGAAAGAGGAAAUAAAAGUUCUGCAGCAAAAACUGGAAAGGUAUGUGAAGUACGGCUCGGGCCCGGCUCGGUUCCCACUCCCGGACAUGCUGAAAUAUGUUAUUGAAUUUGCUAGUACAAAACCUGCCUCAGAAAACUCUGCAUCUCAAAGUGAUGCACGCGUGACGUUACCACUUUCUUCUGCGCACUGCCCGGCUUCUGACCUGAUAUCCAAGGAAAGUACAAGUAAAGAGAGCACGUCUCAAGAUGCUGAAAGUACCUUUUCUUCUGAAGAUUCUCUACACAAGUCUAAGAUGGCGAAUCAGCCACUUAUACCUUCCCGAUCUUGCAUGGAAAUGCCCUCACACCCAGCUCCUCGAACGGUCACAGAUGAGGAGAUAAACUUUGUUAAGACCUGCCUUCAGAGGUGGAGGAGCGAGAUUGAACAAGAUAUACAAGAUUUAAAGAACUGUAUUGCAAGCACUACCCAGACUAUUGAGCAGAUGUACUGUGAUCCUCUCCUCCGUCAGGUGCCUUAUCGUUUGCAUGCAGUUCUUGUUCAUGAAGGACAAGCAAAUGCAGGACACUACUGGGCCUAUAUCUAUAAUCAGCCCCGACAAGUCUGGCUCAAGUACAACGACAUCUCUGUUACCGAGUCUUCCUGGGAAGAACUUGAAAGAGAUUCCUAUGGGGGCCUGAGAAAUGUUAGUGCUUACUGCCUGAUGUACAUUAACGACAAGCUACCCCACUUCAGUGCAGAGGCGGCCCCGAAUGAAUUAGAUCAGAUGUCAGGAGAAGUGGAAGCCCUCUCUGUUGAACUUAAGCAUUACAUUCAGGAAGAUAACUGGAGGUUUGAGCAGGAAGUAGAGGAGUGGGAAGAAGAGCAGUCUUGCAAAAUCCCCCAAAUGGAGUCUUCCACCAGCUCAGCAUCACAGGAUUUCUCUCCAUCACAAGAGUCUUCCGUCGCCUCUUCCCACGGGGCUCGCUGCCUGUCCUCCGAGCAUGCCGUGAUUGUGAAGGAGCAGACCGCUCAGGCUAUUGCAAACACGGCACGCGCCUACGAGAAGAGUGGUGUGGAAGCAGCGUUGAGUGAGCUUAAGGAAGCUGAACCCCAGAAGCCCAUGUCCCCGGAAACAGACCUUGCAGAGCAGCCCGAGCAGCCCGCACAGGCUUGUGACGCAGAGUCUGCUGCCCAGCCUAAUGCUGAGGUCUCUGAAGUCGAGAUUCCCAGUGUGGGAAGGAUUCUGGUUAGAUCUGAUGCAGAUGGAUAUGAUGAGGAGGUGAUGCUGAGCCCUGCCAUGCAAGGGGUCAUCCUGGCCAUAGCUAAAGCCCGUCAGACCUUUGACCGAGAUGGGUCUGAAGCAGGGCUUAUUAAGGCAUUCCAUGAAGAGUACUCCAGGCUCUAUCAGCUCGCCAAAGAGACCCCCACCUCUCACAGUGAUCCUCGACUUCAGCAUGUGCUUGUCUACUUCUUCCAGAAUGAAGCGCCUAAAAGGGUAGUAGAGCGGACCCUUCUGGAACAAUUUGCAGACAAAAAUCUUAGCUAUGAUGAAAGGUCAAUCAGUAUUAUGAAGGUGGCUCAAGCGAAAUUGAAGGAGAUUGGUCCAGAUGACAUGAAUAUGGAGGAGUACAAGAAGUGGCAUGAAGAUUACAGUUUGUUUCGAAAGGUGUCUGUGUAUCUCCUGACAGGCCUGGAACUCUAUCAGAAAGGAAAGUACCAAGAGGCGCUUUCCUACCUGGUGUACGCCUACCAGAGCAAUGCCGCUCUGCUGAUGAAGGGGCCCCGGCGGGGCGUGAAAGAGUCGGUGAUCGCCUUAUACCGAAGAAAAUGCCUUCUGGAGCUGAAUGCCAAAGCGGCUUCUCUCUUUGAAACAAAUGAUGAGCACUCUGUAACAGAGGGUAUUAAUGUGAUGAAUGAGUUGAUCAUUCCCUGCAUUCACCUUAUCAUUAAUAACGACAUCUCCAAGGAUGACUUGGAUGCCAUUGAGAUCAUGAGAAACCACUGGUGCUCUUACCUUGGGCAAGAUAUUGCAGAAAAUCUGCAGCUGUGCUUAGGGGAGUUUCUACCCAGACUUCUAGAUCCUUCUGCAGAAAUCAUUGUCUUAAAGGAGCCUCCAACUAUUCGACCCAAUUCGCCCUAUGACCUUUGUAGCAGGUUUGCAGCUGUCAUGGAGUCAAUUCAAGGAGUGUCAACUGUGACAGUGAAAUAAGCUCCCACGUGUUCAAGUCCCAUCCUGGUCGUUGGUUGACUGUCUGUUGCACAGAAGUCUGUCUGUUGUCACAGUGUUUACCUUGGGAAAGGGAUUAGGUGGAAAAGUAAGAUUCAGAUCCAGACCCCAACCAUGCUGUGUAUGUAAAGAAGGAUUGAAAAUAAAAUUGCACUUUUUAGGUACAGAAUCAUAAAAGCGAUUUCACUAAAAAAAAGGCAGGAACCAGUGUAUUAAGGUAUUGAUUUAUGGCAGAAGACCUGAAAUGCCUCUUGUACCUACAAGCGUGCUUGGGCUUUUCUAAACCUCUUGACACUUUUAAAAUUAUCCUUCAGGCAUAAGUAUUUUUGACAGCAGAGUAGAAGGGUGAUUCAUCAGAACCUGAACCAUAUGAACAGCUACUAGUUAUUUUAUCAAAUACAGAUGACAUUAAAAAAUUCUUAACUGCAAGAGAGGAGAAGUAUACACCUUGCCUGGCUCUUGACAGGAGAUGACAAAAUAGGUUGUUGAUGAACCACUACCCUUUCACACGUGGGUAGAACAUAAGGUCAUGCAUGUGGCAGUAAGAUGUUCAAAAGUCAAAAGAAAGCUGCCUCUCCUUUCUUUCUUCUCUCUCUUUUAUUUUAUAUUUUUAAAUAAACCAGAAAACCUCAUACUCAGUCCUGAGUGAAAGAAAGGAAAGCAUUAAGGACUUCAGACGGAGUAAGAGCAUUGUGAAACUUGACUAAAGAUCACGUUUUCAUAGUUAACCAUUUAGGUAAAAUUUUCUAGUGUCUGAAAAUUGUCAAAACCCAUGUCUAAGGCUGCUGCUGGCCCAGAAGAACAUUUUGAUGCCCCUCCCCUUUUUUGCUUUUAAAAAAUAAGGGAUGUGGGUUUGUAAAAAAAAAAAAAAAUCUAUAUAUAUAUGUAUAUGUAGAGAGAGAAAUAUCCCCUGUUGAUCAUUUUUAAAAGGCUCCAAAUUGGGUAUCCAAAUUUUAAGAUUAAUGAGGGAAUCGUGGGAGGGAAAAACACUU